Messenger RNA from Cylas formicarius (sweet potato weevil), 768 nucleotides. RefSeq names its product trafficking protein particle complex subunit 5 (gene Trs31). Gene Ontology annotation, cellular component: TRAPPIII protein complex; TRAPPII protein complex; TRAPPI protein complex. Lineage: Eukaryota; Metazoa; Arthropoda; Insecta; Coleoptera; Brentidae. Bases 130 to 693 code for a protein of 187 amino acids. The record is from RefSeq and is a predicted model, not a curated record. Gene Ontology annotation, biological process: endoplasmic reticulum to Golgi vesicle-mediated transport. The transcript has 3 exons.
CUCUGGCCUCCCUUAACUAUGGACAAUUUGUUUGGUAAAGCUCUGUGUAUAAACAUGACGGUUUUUCAAAGUGCUAGUUAUCAAUAUUUGUAAAGAUACAUCAAAUUGUCUAUUAUAUACACGAAAAAAAUGAGUUUAAGUGGAAGGUAUCGUCUAAAUAUCUUAGAUAAGCCCCUCAGUAGGGGUAAAGGGGAAGUAUCUUUAACUUGCUUUGCUCUUUUGUUUGCUGAAAUUGUUCAGUAUUGCCAGAACAAGUCUCAGACAGUUCCGGAAUUGCAAAUUAGGUUGCAUGAACUUGGCAGAAAAGUUGGACUUAAACUAAUUGACCUGUAUUUUGUGCGAGAAAGGAGUGGGAAGAGAGAAACUAAAUUACUCAGUAUUUUAUUGUUUGUAAAGUCGACAUUCUGGAAGGCACUUUUUGGGAAGGAAGCUGACAAAUUAGAACACUCCAAUGAUGAUGAGAACACUUACUACUUAAUGGAAAAGGAGCCUCUGGUCAACAAAUAUAUUUCAGUACCCAGAGAUAAGAGCAGUUUAAACUGUGCAGUUUUUGUAGCAGGUAUUGUGGAAGCGGUAUUGACGGGGACUGGAUUUCCCGCUAAAGUUACAGCCCAUUGGCAUAAAGGCACUACUUAUAUGGUGAAGUUUGAAGAAUCUGUUGUAACAAGAGAUAAACAGUUAGAAGAAAGAUAAGCACUUAUUUUGUUUGUAUUUUUUAUUUGUAAUAAAACCGCCUUUAAUUGCAACCUUGUUUUGAGUCACUUAUUA